Meloidogyne enterolobii is the source of this 1119-nucleotide messenger RNA. The record is from the annotation of a GenBank genome assembly. Lineage: Eukaryota; Metazoa; Nematoda; Chromadorea; Rhabditida; Meloidogynidae.
AUGGGAUUUUAUGGACUCUUAAUCUUCGAAAAAAAUUUUUUUUCUAGUCAUCGUCGUUCUGAAGGCAGACUUGAUUAUCCAUUGGAUAUUUGUCUUACAGAAUUUCACCUGUUACUUUUGUAUACAAGCAGAAUUGUUGCAAUUUCACUUUUUGAUAAAACACUGGCAUUUGAAGAUUUUUUUAUUGGUAUUCCCAAAAUAAUUGGAAUGGGAAGGGAUGCAUCUUCUCAUAUGAUUUGGGUUUUUGCAGAAUCUUCUAUUUUUAUGUACCGGCCAAAUGAUGAAUGCCGUGAAGUUUGGCGUUUUUUUAUGGAACGGAAAGAAUUUGCAAAAGCUAAAAAGGUUGCCAAUCAAUUACAAGAUAGAAGACCUUUCCAAAUAAUUUUGAAAAAAGAAGCAGAAAAAUUUUUGAUGGAAAGAAAUUUUGUGGCUGCUGCUGAUGCUUUGGCUCAAUCAGAUGAACCUUUUGAAAAAUUGGUGCUUUUACUUUUGAAGGAUGGACCUAGCAGUCGAAAUGGUUUAAAACACUUUUUGGAACUUCGUCUUAGUCGUUUUCAAGGAAAUGAGCAACGUAUGCAUAGAGACAUGUUGGUCCUUUGGCUUUUAGAUAUUCAACUUUCUGAACUUGCCGAGCAUCGUCAAAGUGUAACUAGUUCAACGGAUGCUUUUAUUAUUGAGGGUAGCUCUAGUGGAGGUCCUUCUAGCGAAGUUUCUGAUACACGUGAAGCUCAAAUUCGACAAUUGAAAGAUCAAAUUUUCUGUUUUCUUAAUAGACCAAUAGUUUUCCAAGCUGUUAGUGAUAACCAGACGGCAGUCUAUAAAAUGAUUAGUUCUCAUGUCGAUUUCGAUGUUCAAUUAUAUUUGGCUAAUAAAUUACAUGAUACUCAAACAGUUCUCAAAAUUUUGUUAAUUCAAAAAUCAUACAAAGAAAUUCUUGAUUUGUUGGAACGUGAUUCAUCAAAUUUAAUUUAUGAAUAUUCUGAAGCUUUAAUUACUCAAGUGCCUGUUGAAUUAAUUUCUCUUUUGCUCAAAAAACUAAACAAACUGGAUCCUUUGAAACUUUUGCCAGCUUUUCUUAAAUGUUUGAAUCCAGAAUUGAAAAAUCGUGCAAAAGUGUAA